Molecule: messenger RNA, 2635 nt
Organism: Engraulis encrasicolus (European anchovy)
Lineage: Eukaryota; Metazoa; Chordata; Actinopteri; Clupeiformes; Engraulidae
Gene: mfsd6l
Product: major facilitator superfamily domain containing 6-like
Exons: 3
Coding region: 346-2382 (678 amino acids)
Cellular component (GO): membrane
Source: RefSeq, a predicted model, not a curated record
ACAGACCAGGCUAACUAAGUUCCGUGUCCGAUGUACAAAAGUCUGUUGAAUUCAAUAAAUUAAUUCUUUCAAUUGCCGUUACGCAAAUGGGCAGUUCAGAUGGAGGUCUCCCGUUGCCAGUGAUGCAGUUAUCCAUUACGCACUGAGUUGGCGCUGUUGCGAAGAUCGGGGGCGGAACCAGCUGCUGUGAUACCUCGCCGUUCAGCAAAGCGGAGCUGCCGCUUACCUUUUUUGAAAACUUUAUUAAAGUCACUGAGCGCGGAAUAAAGACCAAACACCUUUUCGAUCGAUAUGCGUUAACCGUGGACGACUCACGAACUCUAAGACAGAGGUGGAAAAGCAAGCAUGAAGCGGAACAACAAGCAAUGGGACAUCAAGGGUGCCACUGUGCUAGCAGGGGCAUUCCAUUUCCUGUACUACUGCGGCAGAGCCUGUCUGAUGCCUUUCCUCACCCUGUACCUCAGGCACCUUGGACUCAGCGCCUACAUGGUUGGCAUCGUCAUGGGCACGAGGCACCUUAUCUCUCUGAUAUGGCGCCCCCUCUCCGGCUUGUUGGCCAAGCACCACGACAAGCAGCGGACGGCAAUCAUUGGCUCGCUGGUCUGCUCUGCUGGACUGGGCUUGGCUUUCCUGCUCCUGCCGCCGGCAGGGGAGGUCACUGGGGUAGCAGGUGUCUGUAAUGCCACCAGUGCCAUGUCAGCUGAGCCCACAGUGGUCUACACCAGCAGCAGGCAGCCAGGGAGCCACUUGACAGCCCCGCCAGGGAGGAAGGUCGCUCCUGGUGUAACCUCUAAAGCCAGACAGACCACUUCAAACCCCCAGUAUCAUACUGGUGGUGGUGGUGCUGCUGCUGCUGCUGGUGCUGGUGCUGCUGGUGGUGGUGGUGCUGGUGGUGCUGGUGCUGGUGCUGCUGGUGGUGGUGGUGAGGAUACUGCUGCUGCUGUUGAGGGUCCUGCUCCUGCUGCUCCUGAAGCUCCUGCUGCUGUUGCGGCUCCUGCUGAUAAUGAUAAUCUUGCAGGACUUCCUCUCACCCCUGCUCCUGAGAACCGUAGGCAGCAUGAGAGCACUAGGCCCGGUGUCUCUGGUACUCUGGAGAAAGCAGAGGAGGAGCACCAUCAAUCAGUCAUGGACCACCACGAUCAUAAGUCACAAACCAACAUCACAACACGCAGAAGAACUGCCAGGUCUGAGAAGCAACAAAAAAGUGUUGAAGAGGAGAAAGAGGAGGCAACUCAUUUUGAGUUUCUUGGCAGCCUGAAAGCGAUGGACGCCACACACCAGCUCUUCUUCCUGACUCUGUUCGUCGUGGGGAUUUGGGAGCUGGCGGCCGCCCCUCUGGACUGGAUCGCGGACGACGGACUGUACGAGUACCUAGACAUUGUGGACGCCACCGACCACUACGGGCGCGUGUGGAUGUGGAGGCUCCUGGGAGGGGCGUGCGGCGUGUUCGCGUCCGGCCUCCUGGUCUCCAGUCUGGACUGUUACCUGUUCGGAGGGGCCAGCGUGCCUAGAGCUGCCAUGCAUUUCUUCCUGUACGCUCUCCUGAUGCUGGUGACCAUCCCGGAGGCCGCGUUCUUCCCGCUGCACCUCAACCGCAAGCAGGCCAUGCGACGGAGAGGAGAGGCCAGCGGCGUGGUCAAGGCUCUCCGGAUGAUCCGCAACGACUCCCGUGCUCUCCUGUGCGGCAUCACCGCCUGCCUGGUGGGAGCGGCGGGCGCGGUGGUGGAGGACUUCCUGCCCUGGCAGAUGCAGGACCGUGGGGGAGGGGAACUGCACGUGGGGGUGGCGCUGGGCCUGGGGCUGCUUGCCCAGGUGGCGUUCCCCCCGCUGGGGCAGAGCGGGCGCGUGGCCCGGCUGCUGGGCCCCCACGGCCGUCUCCUGCUCCUCGGCACGGUGAGCCGCGCCCUGCAGUGCCUCUACUACUCCUUCCUGUUCGGCGGGCCGUGGGCCGUGCUGCCCGUCCAGGCGCUGGACUGCCUCAGCGUGAGCGCCACCUGGUGGGCCAUGGAGGCGCAGUGCCACGACGCGGCCUCGCCAGGAACGGAGCGCACCAUGCUGCGCAUGUACCAGGCCCUGGCGCUGGACCUGGGCGCAGGGCUGGGGAGCUUUGUGGGGGGGCUAGUCGUGCAGAGGUUCGGGGUGGCUGUGCUGUUUCAGGGCAUGGCUGGGGGGCUGGCACUCUGGUGCCUGGUGCUCGGACCUCUACAGUGGAAGAUCCCCAAGCAGCGGAGGAUCAAUUACUCACGCCUCCUGGCGGCCAACGUCAGCGAGGGGAGCGACUCGGAGUCAGAUGCAGAGAGGGACUGGCUGGAAAAGGCCAUCGAGAGAGAGGAUGGCAACAACAAUAGUAACAACAACCACAGAAAUAAUGUCCACCGAUGAAGACUGGAAUAUAGCAGCUUCUCUAUUCAGAACCUCAUACAUGUGAAAUAUUUAUGUUUUUUGUUGUUUAAUUUGUGCAUUAAUUUAUGUGAAAUAUGUUUGACCAGAGAAGGAUUUGCUGUACUAAGUGGCUAAUGAUUAAUAGCCAUGUGUGGAUGUGUAACUCACUUUUCAUAUGCUGUUCCCUAUUAGGGUCGUUAUUUAGGUAAGUGUGUGUAAAAAAAAAGAGGAAAUAAAUUAUUAUGUUUCUUGA